GACUCGCUGCUGCAUCAAUCGAGUAGCUGUUGCGACGCUUCUGUUGCUGACAAGGAUUCUAGACGUGGGGCAGGAGGUCUGCUGUGUCUGUGCUCUGUCGUUGCAUAUUCAACAGCCAAGCUCCGUCAGGCAAAAAUAUUACAUAAUUAUACAAAGUAAGGCAAACACACACACACACACAAAGGCGAGCAUCUGAAGGACUGGCUGGCGUUUUGGUGUUUGAUGACCCUGUUUAUGAAUACGUUAGCAUUAAUUAACUUUGAUUUAAUUAAACGUACCACGGCCCAGGACCCUGCCACGGUCACUUGCCAGGCCCAAGUCCCAGUCUCAGUCAGCCAGCCUCAACUUAUCAGCUCGACUUGGCUGCCACUGCUGCUACUUCUGGUUAAUCUUUUAACCAGUUGCUGUGCGCGUUGCGCCUUUUGCGGUUUGGCACCAAAAGCUGGCAGCCAACGCAGCCAACUGGAAGAACAGCAGCAACACGAGUUAUAUUUGACUAAAAUAAUGAUACGAUUACAAGAGAUAACUUGAGGCUAAGAGCUGUUGAUGGUAUGAAUGUGAGGCUUAUUACAGGAAAUAUGUUCAUGUGGGAAUGUGUUUAAUGUUAUUUUCAAUAAGGACCUAUCGCACUUUCGAGUAAAGGAAUUUCCCUUUGUCUC
Molecule: messenger RNA, 659 nt
Organism: Drosophila hydei
Lineage: Eukaryota; Metazoa; Arthropoda; Insecta; Diptera; Drosophilidae
Exons: 2
Coding region: 223-531 (102 amino acids)
Source: RefSeq, a predicted model, not a curated record